Molecule: messenger RNA, 904 nt
Organism: Magnolia sinica
Lineage: Eukaryota; Viridiplantae; Streptophyta; Magnoliopsida; Magnoliales; Magnoliaceae
Product: ADP-ribosylation factor-like
Exons: 7
Coding region: 170-715 (181 amino acids)
Biological process (GO): vesicle-mediated transport; intracellular protein transport
Cellular component (GO): cytoplasm
Molecular function (GO): GTP binding; GTPase activity
Source: RefSeq, a predicted model, not a curated record
AACUUUUGGCUUUUAAACAGAGAAUUUCUAACGAUGUCGUAACGGCCGUUACAUCCAUCCCUGAUAAAAGUCCGUCGUCAUUUCCUCGGAAUCUAGUUGUGGAGGACAGCGUAUCGAGAUCUGCUCUCGAAUAGCCUGAAAUCGCCCUCGCUCUCUCGCAGACACGAAGAUGGGGCUGUCUUUCACCAAGCUUUUCAGUCGGCUUUUUGCCAAGAAAGAGAUGCGUAUUCUCAUGGUGGGUCUUGAUGCUGCGGGUAAGACCACCAUUUUGUACAAGCUCAAGCUGGGAGAGAUCGUUACCACCAUUCCUACCAUCGGGUUUAAUGUGGAGACCGUGGAGUACAAAAACAUUAGCUUUACUGUUUGGGAUGUCGGGGGUCAGGACAAGAUCCGACCUCUAUGGAGGCAUUACUUCCAAAAUACGCAAGGUCUUAUCUUUGUAGUUGACAGCAAUGAUCGAGAUCGUGUUGUUGAGGCCAGGGAUGAGCUGCACAGGAUGUUAAAUGAGGAUGAGUUGAGGGAUGCGGUGCUGCUUGUUUUCGCAAACAAGCAAGAUCUUCCCAAUGCAAUGAAUGCUGCUGAGAUUACUGAUAAGCUUGGCCUUCACUCCCUCCGCCAACGCCAUUGGUACAUUCAGAGUACAUGCGCCACUUCUGGUGAAGGACUGUAUGAGGGACUAGACUGGCUCUCCAACAACAUUGCUAACAAGGCUUAGAGGAUGCUCUGAUUCCUGAUGGUCCUCGGUUGUCAAAGUCAAGUAUAUUAUUUUGGGUCUUGUUUUAAUGUUGAGAGAGGGAGAGAGAGCACUUAGUUUUAUUGUGUAGUUUUGGACCAUCGCAUUUGUUCCUGUUAUACUGAAAAAUAAUCCAGAAAUUGGUUCACUAGUAGGGUGGAUUGUUUCUCA